Messenger RNA from Penicillium antarcticum, 1815 nucleotides. RefSeq lists its product as uncharacterized. Lineage: Eukaryota; Fungi; Ascomycota; Eurotiomycetes; Eurotiales; Aspergillaceae. The transcript has a single exon. The record is from RefSeq and is a predicted model, not a curated record. Bases 1 to 1815 code for a protein of 604 amino acids.
AUGGCCAGCAAAAGGUCGAAAGACAGAAAGAAAGCCCAGAAGGCCCAGAGAAAUGCCCGUGAUAUGCAAACGCCAGGACUAACGGAACCGAGCUCGGAUUCCGAAUCCCAAGCAGCCGAAUCUUCCACGGCGCCAGCAGUAGGGCAAAGGGCUCGGCAUCGUGAUAAGAAAGGCAAACAACCCCUAGCACAAAAGGCUAGAUUUGCGAGAAGUCCAACUCGGGAAGGCGACUUCGCCUCAAAUGCCGGUGAUUAUGAUUCAAAUGACGAACAUGAGGAAACAAAUCAUGGCAUGUCAGAAGAAUCUGAUCAUGGUAUCCCCGAAGACCAACCACCUGCAUUGUUUCCCUGGGUCAAACAAAUUAUCGAAAGGGAGACAUCGAACGAGUCGGAAAGAAUGGCGGAGUUUUUCAGAGCGGAAGAUCCUCAGUACGAACAAUGCGUGGAAUUCUUUGAAAGACUUAAUGGCCUUAUUCGGGAGGCAAAUCAAACGAAUAAUGUUAGCCUUGACGCCGGUAUCGUCGACCCAACUUUCUACAAGAACACGUGUAGUACCUGGCGUCAAGUAGCAAAUGAACAUCUAGCAAAGGGCUCCACAGAUGACUUUUGGGAUUCUUUCAAUCAGACUCGCAAUAUUCAAAGGCAUUUCACUCGCAGGAACUUCCUUCCUAAGACCUGGAUUCUCAGCCAAGCGUUAGCCGAGGAAAAAACUCAGACACGAAAUCCCAUGGCUGGGGAAGAUACAGGCUUCACUUAUAAUAGCGAAAAUGGCCAGCCUAGCCCGACCCGUCAGCUUUCAGAUAGUGAAUCUUCUAGUGUCGAAUCGGACAUUGAUGUCCAUAGCGAUGAACCGACAGGACUUGAUGCGUUAGAAGCAAGAACUAGAAAACAGCAACGCCAAUUGAACUCGGCUAAAGUAUUAUACUGGUGGCCUAAAGGUACUGGCUCCCAGAUAUUUGUGCGCUACGGAAGCCGGUCCAAUCCUGUCUAUCGCAUUCGGGCUGGGUCAUACGAGAGCUACAAUCCGAGUCGGGUAGAACGCGUUUUAACUUCGCAGAGUCGUGGCAAUGCUAAGGUUGUUUACAAGAGCAGAAACAGGGCUGUUGAGGAUUGGAGAUACAAACGAAAACAUGUGGAGGACUUUGUUGGUAUUGGUUGGAAGGUCGAAGAAGAUGACGAGCAGGGGCUAGAUCCUCUUCACCUCCUUCUCCCCGCCAAAGGCACUAUUUAUCCACAAACUCGGAUCCUAGUUAAAUGGAAAGACGGGACAGUUACUCUGGAAGGGCGGUCUUUUAUCCGCCGUAUAACGGUCGGCUCAGCCUUAGACGGUGAUAGAGUGAUUUAUCAAAAGGCCAAAGAUCUCGAGACUACUUACCGUAAAAGGUAUGGGUUAGACGAUAUCGAAGAGGGCGAUGAUACCGAAAGCGACGGCUCCACUCCGCCAGCUCGUGCUCGCAGCAGAAGAUACCGUAGCGAGCCUGCUCGUUACUCGAUUCCAGGAAGGCAGAAGAUGAAAAGCCGCUAUAAUUCUAUUGAAGGUAGUGAAGGUAGUGAAGGUAGCGAUUUCGAGAGCGACGCGUCUACUCAGCCGACACACUACGUCAACAGAAGAUACCGCAGUGAGCCAGCCGGUAACCCGACAACCUCAACGAAAAGACGAAAAGCUCCUGUGCAUAGAGAGGGCUCCGCGGCUAAGAUAGAGCAGCUUGAGCGGAAGAUUCGGCAACUAAGCAUGCGUAGGUCAAUGUCCCCUGAGGAUAGGCGCGAAGCGCAGUGGAGACCUCGACGCCGAGGCGACCGGGAGCGCACUGCUUGA